AUGGCUACCUACGGAAAAAUUGGAGAGUUUGAUCCGGCAACGGAACUCUGGAACAAUUACAUCGAGAGAGUGAAUCAGUUCUACAUAGCAAAUGACAUUGCAGAUGCCACCAAGAAGAGAGCAAUCCUGCUGAGCUCAUGUGGAGCCAAAGCCUACCAGCUGUUGAGAGGUUUGUCAAAUAACGAUCCUGCUUCCAAAUCUUAUGACCAGCUAGUACAAUUAAUGAAAGAUCAUUUAUAUCCCACUCCCAAUUCGAUAGCUGAGAGAUUCAGAUUCAACACUCGUGAUAGGCAACCUUCUGAAACAAUUUCCCAGUACUUGGCAGUUUUGCGUCGACUCAGUGAACAUUGUGAGUAUGGAGAAACACUGGACGACAUGUUAAGAGAUAGACUUGUUUGUGGUAUUAAGGAGGAAAAAAUACAACAAAAGCUCCUGAGUGAGAAAGACUUCACCUUAGCCAAAGCCCUACGAAUUGCAUGUUCUAUGGAAUCAGCAGCAAGCUACUCCAAAAGCAUUCUCCAACAUCAAGCGACAGGCAACAUUCCAGAGAGUGUCCACGCUUUGGAGAGAGCCCGAGACAACCCAGGGAGGGAUUGCUAUCGAUGUGGAGGGACAAAACAUACAGCAGAGGCAUGUCCAUUCAAGGAUGCUGAAUGUUAUUAUUGCCACAAAAAAGGACACACCGUUAAAAAAUGUCGUCAAAAGAAACGAAAUGAUGAGAAAUCCAGACCACCCCGGAAACCAAUAAACCAACUGGAGUCCGAACAUGAAGGAAAUGUUUACAAAGAAACUGUUGAACAGUCCGAUAUGUUUAACCUGUAUAAAUUAGAAGGGAGCAGAGUUGAACCGCUUUUUGUAAAUGUCAGUAUUGAAGGAAAAACCAUCAAGAUGGAGGUCGAUACCGGUGCAUCGAUGUCGGUGAUAAGUGAAAAAACAUUACGGAAAUGCAUUCCAGAGUUGACCAUCCAGCCUAGUAACUUAAAGUUAAAAACUUUUACAGGGGAAAUCAUAACACCCUUGGGAUCAGCUGCUGUAAACGUUGAACACCAAAAACAGAAAUACACACUGUCAUUGACUAUCGUACCCGGGGAAUCUCCUUCAUUGUUAGGUCGAGAUUGGCUAAAAGUAAUCAAGUUAGAUUGGCCCAGUUUGUUCCAGGUCAAGCAUUCUAGCAAUACCAAUCUACAGCAAAUAUUAGUACAGCAUGCCGCCGUGUUUACGGAAAGUAUGGGAUUGCUGAAGGACUUUAGAGUCCAUAUUCCUGUGGACUCCUCUGUCGCACCAAAGUUUUGCAAAGCACGACCAGUCCCGUAUGCCUUAAAAGACAGGAUCGACACUGAACUUGAUAGACUUGUACAAGAUGGCAUAUAUGAACCAGUUGAAUAUUCAAGAUGGGCAGCCCCUAUCGUACCGGUAAAGAAAGAGGACGGUACUAUCAGAAUAUGCGGCGAUUACAAACAGACAAUAAACCAGGCUGCACCUUGUGACUCUUAUCCAAUUCCGCGAACUGAAGAUCUUUUCGCCUCAAUGUCAGGGGGUGAAAAGUUCACAAAGCUGGAUUUGAGUCAUGCAUACCAGCAAUUGGAGUUGGACGAGGAAACAAGAGAAUACCUCACAAUCAACACACACCGUGGCUUGUACCGCCCCACAAGACUUCAGUAUGGAGUACAUUCCGCCACCGGCAUUUUUCAGAGGGAAAUGGACAGGCGACUCCGCCAUAUACCACGUACCAAAGUGCGAGUAGACGAUAUUUUAAUAUCUGGUAAGGAUGAUGAGGAACAUUUGAGAAAUUUAUCGUCAGUCCUGCAAGUGAUUGAAAGCUCUGGAUUGCGACUGAAGGAAGUCAAAUGCGUAUUUCUAGCAGAAGAGGUGACUUAUCUGGGUUACAACAUUACCAAGGAAGGAAUAUCGCCUUCACCAGAGAAGGUCAAAGCUAUAAGGAAUGCAGCCCCUCCAGAGAAUGUUACACAGUUAAAGGCUUAUCUCGGAAUGCUCAACUAUUAUAAUCGUUAUCUACCAAACCUUUCUGCAAUGAUUGAACCACUGCAUCGUCUGCUGAGAAAGGGGACAACCUUUCACUGGAAAACCGAACAAGAAAAAGCGUUUACCGAAUCGAAAGCUCUACUAUAUAAAGCACCGUUGCUGACGCAUUUUGACCCCCAACGUUCGAUCCUUGUGUCCUGUGACGCCUCUCCUUAUGGGAUAGGUGCUGUUCUCGCCCAUGUAAUGGAUGAUGGUUCCGAGAAGCCCGUAUGUUAUAUUUCACGGACUCUUUCUCCAGCAGAGAGGAAUUAUGCCCACAUUGAGAAAGAGGGUUUAGCCAUAGUAUUCGCUGUCAAAAAGCUUCAUCAAUAUCUUUAUGGACAGUCUUUCAGAAUUAUAACUGAUCACAAACCUCUUUUGGGACUAUUCGGACAAAACAAACCAAUUCCACCGCUUGCAGCUGCUCGUGUUCAGAGAUGGGCCCUCCUGCUGUCUGCUUAUAGCUACGUCUUGGAGUACAAACCAGGUGUCAAUCACGCCAACGCUGACUGUCUAAGCCGCCUUCCACUUCAAGCAGACAGUUCUGAUUACUCGAACAAUGAAAGUGCAAUUCACAUGAUGGACCUAGUGCAAGCACCACUAACCUCCGCUGAUGUUAAGCUACAUACAAGUCGUGACCCAGUCCUGAGCAAAGUGUUGGACUUGAUAUCCAACGGUUGGAAAGUAAACCGAGAAAUAGAAUUACAACCGUACUUUUCAAGGAAGGAUCAACUCAGCAUCGACAACCAAUGCUUGCUGUGGGGUUCUCGUGUCAUUAUACCAAGCUCGUUACGACCACAACUGCUUGGACAACUUCACCAGUCUCACCCAGGGAUCACUCGCAUGAAAAGUUUGUCGAGAAGUUUUGUGUGGUGGCCAAAGAUGGAUUCUGAGAUUGAGUUAACCGUCAAAAAUUGCAAAACCUGUGAAAUCCACCAAAAAAUGCCAGCUGCAGCACCAAUACAUUCCUGGGAAUACCCAAGCCAACCCUGGGAGCGGAUCCACAUGGAUUAUGCGGGACCGUUUUUGAACAAAAAGUUUUUGAUAGUUGUUGAUGCUUUUUCAAAAUGGGUGGAAGUAAUAGUCAUGAAUAGCUCCACCUCCACUGCGACUAUUGAGUAA
Molecule: messenger RNA, 3144 nt
Organism: Hydractinia symbiolongicarpus
Lineage: Eukaryota; Metazoa; Cnidaria; Hydrozoa; Anthoathecata; Hydractiniidae
Exons: 1
Coding region: 1-3144 (1047 amino acids)
Biological process (GO): DNA integration; proteolysis
Molecular function (GO): aspartic-type endopeptidase activity; zinc ion binding; nucleic acid binding
Source: RefSeq, a predicted model, not a curated record